Olea europaea var. sylvestris is the source of this 1055-nucleotide messenger RNA. RefSeq names its product E3 ubiquitin-protein ligase PRT6-like. The transcript has 2 exons. The record is from RefSeq and is a predicted model, not a curated record. Gene Ontology annotation, cellular component: cytoplasm; ubiquitin ligase complex. Gene Ontology annotation, molecular function: ubiquitin protein ligase activity. The coding region runs from base 215 to 913 and encodes 232 amino acids. Gene Ontology annotation, biological process: ubiquitin-dependent protein catabolic process via the N-end rule pathway; protein ubiquitination. Lineage: Eukaryota; Viridiplantae; Streptophyta; Magnoliopsida; Lamiales; Oleaceae.
UAAUGAAGAUGCUUUCUUCAGCGCUUAUAAAUUGGAUUUUGAAGACCAAGAUAGCCUAAGACAUGCAAAAGUGGGAAGGCUAUCGCGGGAAAGCUCCAUUGGUAGUGUUAUAGGGAAAAAAGCAUUUGAUCAUGCAUCCAACAAUAUUCCUAUUCCAUCAUCUGCUUUAUGGUUAACAUUUGAAUGCCUGAGGGCUAUCGAAAAUUGGUUGGUAAUGGAUAACGCGGUUGGCCCUUUCAGUAUCUUGUCUUCAAAAUCAAAAAAUGUCUCUGGGAAUAAUUUUUUGGCUUUGAAAAGAAAGCAGUCUAAAUUUAGAAGAGGCAGACCCAUUUUUAAAUCGUUCACUUCAUCUAAUAGUAAGCUUAAAAUUUCAAGUGAAGUUUUUAGUAAACGAUAUUCUUCACCAUCCCGUGGUGGUUUUAACAUUGGUAUAGGAUUGGAGUGCGGCCGACCAAUUGGACAAGAAGCUGAACCUAGAGGUUCUGAUGACAGUAUGUUGGAUGGAGAAAGUUCCACUGAGCUUGAAGGCUUCCAAGUUCUGAGUUUUUCAGAUUGGCCUGAUGUUAUGUAUGACAUUAGUUCACAGGGCAUCUCAGUCCAUGUUCCGUUGCACCGGUUACUUUCGAUGGUUCUGCAGAGAGCAUUCAAACAAUGUUAUGGUGAAUCAGCGUCUUUGGAUAUGAUGAACGCCAGGUCCACUGAUAGGUCAUCUUCUAUAUAUAAUGACUUCCUUGGACACAUUUUAGGAGGUUGCCAUCCUUGUGGAUUUUCUGCCUAUGUAAUGGAGCAUCCCCUUCGAAUAAGGGUGUUUUGUGCCGAGGUUCAUGCUGGAAUGUGGCGUAGGAAUGGGGAUGUUCCCAUGAUAUCUAGUGAGUGGUAUCGUACAGUUCGCGGGUCUGAAAAGGGUCAAUAGCUUGAUCUUUUCUUGCUGCAGUGUUGUGCUGCAUUAGCUCCAGCCGAUCUUUAUGUCAAGAGAAUUUUAGAACGUUUUGGACUAUCAAACUAUCUGUCAUUGAAUCUUAAUCCGUCCAGUGAGUAUGUAAUUUUCUUUUUGC